UUCUUCUGACUUUGCAAUGCGUGUAUGAGUUGUUUGCGGUGAGACACCGACAUGGACAGGCUUAUAGGCCUGUAUGUAUAUCUUGUAGCAGGGAGUACGUGUGGCAUUCUAGGACAGAAAGCCACCUGCCCCCCGUAUGGAGUGGUGUAUGGGUCGAGGUGCAUCUGGACCAAGGAUAACGACAACGGCAAGGGUAUACAAGAUAGUCAGGCAAUAUGCAGGCGGUAUGGAGGAAGUCUGGUCACAUUCAGCAACAUGACGGAGAUCCGGAAGAUGAUGGCCAUCACAAAGCUAGUGACGGAUGUAAUUAUCGGAGCGACCCGUGUGGAGGUGAACGGCAGCAUGACCUACUACUGGCUGGACACAACAACCGAGCCCUUCUUCGCCAGAUGGGACAACAUAACAGAUCAGCUGGAGAUAAACCAUACAUGUCUCGCUUUUAUAUCUGACGACUUAAGAGCCAUCCCGUGCAAUUCCUGGAUCAGAUACCUGUGUGAGAGAGAUAUGAGCGCCCCCCUGCCCUCGUCGAGCGGCUCCACUAACACGGCCUCUACCACAACGCCUGGGUGUGUCACCGUUAUGCCCGGGGCAGGCUGUGGGGAGACCUUCAUCACCCCCAGAUAUGAAGCCAACACACCCACCAUCGCCUAUGUCACCACCCCCACAAGGUCAACAUCGACUGCUACGGACACAACACCUUGUAGCACCACUGAUGUAACCAUGACAACCACAGAUGACAGAACUACGCAAUUUAGAAAAUCGCAGAUCCCUAAUAAGGAGAUGGAGGAUACGCUGGCUAACAUCACUUCGUCACCAAUUUCCAACAUGUCCGACGUUGAGGUGAAGGCCCUGGUCACACAGUUCAGUAGAGUUGUUUCUAACGUUGGCGCUGCAAGCCAAUCUGAUGUCCGAAAAAUGACGGAUGCAAUAGUCAAGUUAUCAGCAAUGGAAACAUGUGAUAAAAAUACCUUUCAGAUGUAUGCCACAAGCGUGUCGACCGUCCUGACCAUGAUGGAGCCACAUCAGGAGCAGGACAAUGACGGCGUGGCACGGGACGGACAGCCUGAUGCAAUUCUGGAAGCCAUGGAGCAUGUGCUGUUCGCGACGAGGAUAUUAUCAAUGGAGGAGAUGUAUGACAGCUUCUGUAUCCAGAUCGUAUCAUUCAAUGGCAGCCAGGACGAACUGGACAUCCAUGAGGGGAACUACUCUGAUCACAUACAACUAUCAUCCUCGGUGACUGCCGGAUAUGGGCGAAUAUCCACUGUUGUAUACCAGAACCUGCACCGGAAGAUGUCAAAAAGGAGCCGGAAGUACCGAAAGGCCAAGCUGGGGAGCAAGGUCAUCUCUGUGGCUGUGCAAGAUGCGAAGUCCCCUCACAAGACGAAAGUAGAAACACCAAACGCAAUCAACUUCACAGUCGCACGAGUUGACAGAAAGGGCGAGGAGGAGAAAACGCGCAUCUGUGCUUUCUGGAACACCCACGAGGCUGAAUGGUCAGAUAUCGGGUGUCAUCUACUGAGUCAGAAUAAAACCCACACGACCUGCUCGUGCGACCAUCUCACAAGCUUCGCUGUUCUUGUCCUGUACUACAAUGAUGAUAAAUUAUCUGACAUCAACGAACGAGUGCUGUACAUCCUGUCAGCGGUAGGAUGUAGUUUGUCCAUCCUGGGGCUGGCCAUGACCCUCUUCAGCUUCACCUAUCUCAGGAUGCUGCAUCGGGAGCGGAUCUUGAUCCAUGCAAAUCUUGCAGGUUCUCUGAUGUUUGCUCAGAUUAUCUUUGUUGCUUCAAGUGACGCCCACAAGAGUCAGGUUCUGUGCAAGGUGGUGGCGAUCUUGAUGCACUUCUUCUUCAUGGCCGGCUUUACGUGGAUGAUGCUUGAAGGACUUUGUCUUUAUCUCAGCUGUCUGCGAAGUCACCACAUUUACGGUGACAUGCGCCUCAAAUACGCAGUCAUCGGCUGGGGUGUCCCGAUCAUCAUUGUCAUCCUCUCCGUAGGUAUACAGUUCCCCCACUACGGCGAUGGCCCCGGGGACAGCCCUUCAUUACCAAUCAGCUGUUGGCUGUCUGCGGAACACGGACUCAUCUGGGCCUUCAUGGCGCCCAUGCUUCUCAUCGUCAUCUUCAACCUGAUCAUCCUGGGUCUGGUCAUCAAGGUGUUUCUGACUCUCAAGGCCAAUUCACAGAAGUCAGAGGCUGCUCGGAUCAGAGCCAGCCUGAGAGCCAUGUCCAUGCUGCUGCCACUGUUAGGCGUCACGUGGCUGCUCAGCAUCCUCGUUCCCUACAGCACCAUCUUCCACUAUCUGUUCGUCAUCGGCAACUCUCUACAGGGGUUGUUGAUUUUCUUCCUGCACUGUCUCUGCAAUGAAGAGGUACGGAAAUUCCUUGCUGCCAAGCGAGCCACACCCACCAUGGGGACGGCCACCUCCGACAUCGACGAUAGCGCAUUUUGGAGACGUCGACGGUCGGCGGCGGCUCUCAGCUUUGAUGAUGUACAGUCAAGAUGUCAACCCAACCCACCAGGUCGCCGACACGCAUGGAUAUGAACGUAAAGACACGAAGAGACCACCAAGGAUUGUGCUUACGUACAUGUAGUGUCUCACCCACGCGCAUGUUGACUCUUGUGUGUUGCGGCAUACCUGGUUACGUCAAGUGACCAUGCCAUUGUUGUGGAUUCAAUGUCGGACUGAAGGAUGUUGACAGGCUACGCGCAUACAUGUGUGUCAUUCAUAAAGGAAUAAAACUCAUUACGAACACAACAUGAUUUACGUAUAUCAAUUAAAACAUCUAUCGUUGAUGAAUAGAGCAUUGAAACGUUGUACUUGGCGACUGGGAUAUUGAUCGUCCGCAACUCGGCAAUGUAUGUAUGUAUGAAACUGUACACCUAGAUCUGCAUACACCGUGCACAGCUCAUUGGCUGUCAUGUUUACGUGUCAAGCAGUCUAUCAGUCUAACUUUUCUUUGGGACUCAAAGCUUUAACAAAACAGACCACUCUCAUGGCGGACCUGUGCAGCGAUUCACACUUCACAGCGCACAGGAUAGACAUAGCAUAUUUCACUUAGUCAAGGGAUCAAAGUGACUAGGUAUUCUCUUUUGAUGCAAAUGGACACAAUUGCCUACCAUACUGUCAACAUAUAUCACCACCUGAAAGAGGUUCAUUCCUUUGCCACUGUCUAAAGGUGGGCAGUUGAGUUCAAGAAGGGAUUAGUGAGGCU
Molecule: messenger RNA, 3214 nt
Organism: Haliotis rufescens (red abalone)
Lineage: Eukaryota; Metazoa; Mollusca; Gastropoda; Lepetellida; Haliotidae
Product: adhesion G-protein coupled receptor D1-like
Exons: 21
Coding region: 52-2544 (830 amino acids)
Biological process (GO): adenylate cyclase-activating G protein-coupled receptor signaling pathway; cell surface receptor signaling pathway
Cellular component (GO): membrane
Molecular function (GO): G protein-coupled receptor activity
Source: RefSeq, a predicted model, not a curated record